UUUUUUUUUUUUUUAUUAUUAUUUUUUUUUUCCUUCAAAUUUUCGCAUAGUUCUUGAACCCUAACCCUAAAAACGAUAUAAAGUGUUCUCUUUUUGUUCUCUCUUUGCCUGCUGUUAGGAAGUUGAAGCGCCGAACUUCAUUGCUAAUCCAAAACAAAAAACGGUAGCUGAAAACAUGGCGUACGCAAUGAAGCCAACAAAGCCUGGAAUGGAGGAGGCUCAGGAACAAGUUCAUAAAAUCAGAAUCACUCUUUCAUCUAAGAAUGUGAAUAACCUUGAGAAGGUAUGUGCUGACCUCGUACGUGGUGCCAAGGACAAGCGCCUCAGAGUAAAGGGACCAGUAAGAAUGCCAACCAAGGUCUUAAAGAUUACAACCAGGAAGUCCCCGUGUGGUGAAGGAACCAACACUUGGGACAGAUUUGAGUUGCGAGUUCACAAGAGGGUAAUCGACCUCUUCAGCUCUCCUGAGGUGGUCAAACAGAUCACUUCAAUUACCAUCGAACCUGGUGUUGAGGUUGAGGUUACAAUUGCAGACUCUUAGAUGUUUUGCCGUUUAUGAAUACCCUGCAGGGCUCCUAGGUCUUUCUUCGGGGAGUUGUUUUUAUCUAGUCAAUCUUUAUGUACUUUUGAUUGUAUUCGACAUGUUAUUUCUCGAUGCUCAAUCUAUAGAACUCACCAAACUUUUGAGUA
Molecule: messenger RNA, 690 nt
Organism: Amaranthus tricolor (Joseph's coat)
Lineage: Eukaryota; Viridiplantae; Streptophyta; Magnoliopsida; Caryophyllales; Amaranthaceae
Product: 40S ribosomal protein S20-2
Exons: 4
Coding region: 176-541 (121 amino acids)
Biological process (GO): translation
Cellular component (GO): ribosome; cytosolic small ribosomal subunit
Molecular function (GO): structural constituent of ribosome; RNA binding
Source: RefSeq, a predicted model, not a curated record